AUGGACGAAAAGCUUAAGGAAAUGGUAAAUGCAAGCAGCUUUGCAGAGAAAGAGUUAAAGUCAAUACUUGGAGAAAUAACUUUGCAGAACGAAAAACUUGUGGAUAUCCAGCGCAAAAUAGGAAUUACUCGGACACAUCUACUAAAGAACUCGAAGCUUGUUGGAGAGAUACUCAAAAUUACAAAGCCUAGAUUGGCCAUAGCAGUAAUAGUACUCUCGAUGAUGCUCAUCGCAUUAAUAUAUAUUAAGCUUAUAUUUCCACUAAAGUAG
Encephalitozoon intestinalis ATCC 50506 is the source of this 270-nucleotide messenger RNA. RefSeq lists its product as uncharacterized. NCBI's taxonomy places the organism in Eukaryota, Fungi, Microsporidia, Unikaryonidae. Bases 1 to 270 code for a protein of 89 amino acids. The transcript has a single exon. The record is from RefSeq and is a predicted model, not a curated record.